Molecule: messenger RNA, 1974 nt
Organism: Cimex lectularius (bed bug)
Lineage: Eukaryota; Metazoa; Arthropoda; Insecta; Hemiptera; Cimicidae
Gene: DCAF12
Product: DDB1- and CUL4-associated factor 12
Exons: 6
Coding region: 368-1747 (459 amino acids)
Cellular component (GO): Cul4-RING E3 ubiquitin ligase complex
Molecular function (GO): protein binding
Source: RefSeq, a predicted model, not a curated record
UUCUACAGGCGAAUUUAUUGUCGUUCUUUAGGGAUAGAGUUGGAAAGUAGUGCUUGAGAGCUUUUCAGGUCGGAACCUGUUCAAGAAGGCAGGCAUCGAUAUUGGAUACCUUCUGUUUUUAUUGUUAUUAUCGUCGGGUUCUCUCUUCUCUGACAGCCACUCUCUCUGUCCGUAUCGGGAUUCUAGGUUAUAAGAGUGUUUACAAGUGAGUUAAGUGUUGAAAAAUGUGUCGGACGGGUCGGAAGUCUUCUAGAUUGGGAUUGGAGCCGAAUAGGGCUCGAAGCAGAUAGAAAUAGGUCGAAUAUGGUGUAAUCCGCAGAACGGAGUCGCACCGUAGAAAGGAGAAAACUCCUUUCUUCGCGUCCCCAUGGCUUCGACCGUGAGGAAGCCUGUCUACGGGAAAAGGCCGCCUUGCUCGUAUCAAGGCAGACUGGAAGAAAGGAUUUUAAAAGCGUGCGCCCUCCGCCUGGAAAAGUCGAGAAAGCCGGAAAAGCCGGAGGACUUCAUAUGCUACACGGACUCGGAUGAGGAAGAAGACACCCCGGCAUCGCAGCAGAAAAUACUCAACACCUCGUUCAGCAUCGUCGACUACAUCAGGAGCAGGGAGAUGGGCUUGAAAGAGUCGAGGACCUUCAACAGGGACUACGGAUCGAGGCACAUUCUCGCCCACGACAUGUUCAGAGAGCAUCCCAUCUCCUUGAACAACAUGAACAAAGUGUUCUGUUCCCAGUGGCUCAGCGAUCGCCAAGUUGUCUUCGGGACAAAGUGCAAUAAGUUAAUGGUUUAUGAUGUAGUAACAGAGAGAAUAGAUCAAAUACCUAGCCUUAACGGGAAGAGAGAGACAAACCUGGAUGCACCACAGGCAGACAGCUUUCACGGGAUUCACGCUGUUCAAAUAAAUCCUUCUCACACACUCUUGGCCUCUGGUGCAAAAAAUUCUAAUGAAAUAGCAGUUUAUAGACUUCCUACCUUGGAUCCCGUCUGCGUCGGACAGGGUGCACAUCGAGACUGGGUCUUAGAUUUGUGUUGGUUGGAUGAUAAAUUUUUAGUAUCCGGCUCGACUGAUACAAGGCUGGCGCUUUGGAAGUUCGACGAAGAAAACACCUACCUACUAGAAGACUCGCUUCCAUGUUAUUUAUUUGUCGAUGCAUUAGAUGUUAGAGAAUGCAAGUACGCUCAGAAAAUAAGAGCUCUUGCAUUCAAUAAUGUCAAGAGGGAAUUGGCAGCACUCUCACUAAACGGCUAUAUCCAUAUUUGGGAUGUCGAACGAUUUAGACAGAAAUUAUCAAGAAAACUUCCAAGCUGUCAAGAUAAUGUGUGUAUGGCUGUACAAAACACAGGUGCACUUUAUGCUAUAGGAUGUAAAUCGUAUACUUUAUUAUUAGAUUCUAGAACAUUACAGCCUGUUAAAAAAAUUCCAUCGCGUUAUAGUGGAUGUGGGAUUAGAUCUGCCAGUUUCCAAAGUAACAUCCUGACUAUAGGAACCGGAGUUGGGAUGAUUAUGUUUUACGACUUGAGGGCGGGGAAAUAUUUAGAAUCUAGUAUUAAUUCAAGCCGGACAGUCAUUCUAAAAUCUUCUAGAGGCUAUGUUUUUCCUGAUGAAGAAUUGAUGGAUGGAUUCCACCAGGUCAAAUACACUCCAGCAAUUUAUACCCACUGCUACGACUUUUCAGGGACUAGAUUAUUUUCAGCAGGUGGACCCUUGCCCGCAAACAUUUACGGCAAUUACGCUGGUUUGUGGCAGUAACGAAAAUCUUUUAUUUAUUCAAAAAUUUUAUUAAGUGUGAUUGCAUUUUACGUGUUGUAAUAAAUCGGACAAAGUGCGAGUGAAAAAAAAAAGAACUGCUCUGAAUGAACUUUGAUUUAUUUGUAAAGUUUUUAGACCGUUGUACCUCAUUCAUUUUUAACAAACAAACAAAACUUGUGUCCAUUUCAUAACAUCAAUGUUGUAAAUAUAUAUUUGUAAAUAGUCAA